Molecule: messenger RNA, 2229 nt
Organism: Durusdinium trenchii
Lineage: Eukaryota; Dinophyceae; Suessiales; Symbiodiniaceae
Source: the annotation of a GenBank genome assembly
GCAAGAAUCUGAAUUGAGAAUCCUUGCAGCCAUCAAUCGGGCAUUGUUGAGGAAAUCCUCAUGGCACCUGGGCGCAGUCCCGAGCGAGGCUCAAGCAGCAGCAGAUCUGCAUCGGAUGAGGAACAGCCGCUUGUGACCGUGGUCCGUGCUGAACUUGUUCGUGGGCACCGCCCAGUGGUGGUUUCAGAGGUGCCUGUCUACAUCGGACUGAAAGACAGAGACGGAAGGCAGUUUGAAGACAAAGGAAACUGCCAACAUGUGCAAUAUCGAUGGCUUCGAGGGCCAGUCGUGAAGCCUUGCUUCUACCACCCUCACAAGCAGUCCAUGAUCAAAGAUGUAGCAAAGACUCACCUCUGCUAUUGUUCGAAGGAGUGCUUUUUGAAGGGGUACAACACCAUCCCCAAGACGCAGUGGGGCACAAAGGAUGAUGAUGAUGUAGACAAGGAAAUGCUUGCUGAGUGGGUGGAAGUGGCCACAACUCGGUCCUACUGCCCAAGCAAAGAGGACAUUGAUCGCCCGCUGCGUCUGCAAAUAACACCACUCACCAAGGGCGGCAUCAAGUCAGAGAAAGACGGCAUGACCAUUACAACUGGCACCGUCAUCCCAACUCCUCAGGAGGCACGCUGCCGUCGAACUCUGACCAACCAACGUGGUCAAAUCCAUGCAGAUUGGCUGAACAAGCAGUUCAAAGUGAUGAAUUGGAAUGUUCUGGCUGACCUCUAUGCAAAUGAAUUUGUCUAUCCUUAUUGCGAGAAGUGGGCCCUCUCGUGGACCUGGCGGAAGCAUUUGAUCAUGAAGGAGCUCAAGUCGAUGGCAGUUGACAUCAUCACACUACAAGAGGUCCAGAAGGAUGCAUACGACGAAUGGUUCAGGCCCCAGCUGUUGGACGCAGGCUACGAAGGUGUCUUUCAGCAGAAGAAGCGGGAUCCAAUCUUCCAUCGUGGGAAGUACACAGCAGAAGGCUGUGCGACUUUUUACAAAACUACUCGAUUCCGCCGAGUUGACAAGCAGGUCAUCGACUACGACCGUGAAACAUCCACUGAAAUUCGAAAUACUGGUGAUGACCAAAGGUGUCUUCAAAGGCUAUCCAAAGGAAAUAUCGCUUUAGCCGUUAUGUUGGAAGAUCUGCAGAUCAAAGCAACCAACAGCUGCCAGGCUGGGCCCAAUGGUGGUCAUUGCCUGGUUGUUGUGAACACUCACAUCCUUUGCGAUCCAAGCUCUUCCGAUGUGAAGUUGUGGCAGUCCUACUUGCUGGUGAAUUCCCUCAAGCAUUUGGGCUGGAAUCAUUGGCCUCUGCUCCUUGCGGGUGACUUUAAUUCCACUCCUGAUUCAGCUGUCUAUGAAUACCUCAAGAAGGGCAUGAUCAAUGGGGCUCACGAGGAUCUUCGACAUGAUCCAUCAGGAUUGCUCAGCAGGUUCAGAAUGCACAUGCACCACAACCUAAAGUUGUCUACUGCCUAUGCCACUUGCACUGGUCAUGAGGCAAAAUUCACAAACUACACAGAGGACUUCAAGGGCACCCUUGACUACAUUUGGUUUUCACCAGAGGUGCUCCAGGUGGUGGCAAUUACACAGGUGGAUGAAGAAAGCGAGCUGAGGAAGGAACACGCACUCCCUUCAAGCAACCGCCCAUCUGAUCAUGUGUCGCUCGUGGCUUCGUUUACGUUCAAAGACGAACCAGAACCGAAGGCUCGACACAUGGGCGGGGCCCACUCGUACCAUCACAUUACCAGCCUCACUGCACCAGGACCUUGGGAGUAUGGCAUGUGCUAGGCCAUGUGGAGGCGAAAAUACUUCAGGCUAAUGAAUGUGUCCAGUGCCUUCGAGGACUGGUUUGCAACUUAACUGGCUACGUCGCCGGACAGUGUCUCAAAAGCUCCAGGUUGCCAAAAUUUCUGACAUCCCGGUGAUACGGACUGGGAAAAAACAACAUUUAGAGGACAGUCCUGCCACCACCCAGUUUGGGAGGAAGGCUUUUUGAGCAUCAUGGCGACCAUCACUUGUUUGCCCAAGAAGUACCAAGAUUACAAGGUCUUAAAACUACGUAGACUAUUUUGUGCAGCCCGCAAUGGUAGCAGGGCUUCGCAAACUCAGAUGUCUGGCGAAUCUGUCAGCAUCUCCGUUCCCAGUAGCUAGGACAGUAGCUAGGCACUCAGACUUAUUCUCUGAAGAUGAGCAAUAUGCUCAGCAAUAGUUUGUUCUCCAACGGAUUGGAUGGCCAUUUGAACG